This is a messenger RNA of Poecilia latipinna (sailfin molly), 1376 nucleotides long. RefSeq names its product cytochrome c oxidase assembly factor COX18 (gene cox18). Gene Ontology annotation, biological process: protein insertion into mitochondrial inner membrane from matrix; mitochondrial respiratory chain complex IV assembly. NCBI's taxonomy places the organism in Eukaryota, Metazoa, Chordata, Actinopteri, Cyprinodontiformes, Poeciliidae. The coding region runs from base 323 to 1273 and encodes 316 amino acids. Gene Ontology annotation, molecular function: membrane insertase activity. The transcript has 8 exons. Gene Ontology annotation, cellular component: mitochondrial inner membrane. The record is from RefSeq and is a predicted model, not a curated record.
AGACCGCCCGAACCGAACUCCGCCAUGACUACCGUCCUCCUCAGGGGAACUUCCGCUGAAGACCUUCACAAUAAGAGAUGAAACAUCGUUACGUCAUACCUCCGCGCCGCAUUGGUCAGUGACGUCAUGUUUAAGUGACGCUCGGUCAGUUAUGGGCUGCUUUGAAACAGACUGCUUCUGAUGAAGAGUCUAGCGUGAGGCCGGCGUCUGGGUCGGGAGGAGCCAGCGCCGCAGGUGGAUGGUACGGCAGCCUGUCAGACUCCGCUCCAGUUCACCUGUGUGAGAACUUCCUGGUCAGCGCGCACCAGGUAACCGGGUUGCCAUGGUGGCUGAGCAUCGCUAUGGCAACAGCAUCCAUCAGGACCUGCAUCACCCUGCCGCUGGCCGCCUACCAGCUGAUCAUCAUUGCCAAGGUGGAGGCGCUGCAGGCGGAGAUCUCGGAGCUGGCGAAGAGGCUUCGAUUCGAGGUUUCACUCCGAGGGAGAGAACAAGGCUGGACGGACAAGCAGAGCAGGGUCCAGUUCCAGAAGAACCUGCGCCGUCUGGUUUCGCAGCUCUACGUCCGGGACAACUGCCACCCGUUCAAAGCCAGCCUGCUGGUCUGGGUCCAGCUGCCGCUCUGGGUCGGCCUGUCUCUGGCGCUGCGGAACCUCAGCCUGGACCGGCCAGCGCUGCAUGGCGAGCUGGCAGCAGGGGGUGCUCUCUGGUUCCCAGACCUUACGGUACCGGACUCCACCUGGGUCCUGCCGGUCUGCCUGGGCCUCACCAACCUGCUCAUCCUGGAGGUGUUUUCUCUGCAGAGAGUCGGAGCGUCGCGCUUCCAGCGACUGGUUCUGAACGGGUUCAGAGGGUUCUCGGUUCUGAUGAUCCCCAUCGCCGCCUCUGUCCCGUCGUCCUUGGCUCUGUACUGGUUCUGCUCCAGUCUGGUCGGGUUCGGUCACAACCUCCUGCUGCGCUCACCAACCGUCCGCAGAACCGUUGGGCUGCCGGCGCCGCAGUCCGAAACGCCGUACCGGGACCUGCUGUCAGCCUUUAUCAGCAAGUACUGGAGGUAGAACCACCUGGCCGGGUUCUACUGGUACCACACUGGUUCUACUGGCGGUUCUGCUCGGUUCUACAGUGGAACCGGUCCAGAGAACAUGGCUGCAGCUUCCUAAUCGGUCUUGGUUCUUGUAGAACCGGGCUUCAUGUGGGACUCUUUAAAUGUUCUGGUGAUAAUAAAGUUCUGUGGUUCUGUUCGUGUUCGCCUGUUUGUUCUGGGUUCUGGAGUUGAAAAUGUUCUGGGAAUCUUUAUUAAACAAUAACAGGAAGAAAACACUCCCAGCUCAGACUGGGAUGCUUCCUGUGUCCCAGACUGGGCGUCGGGGUCAAACUGG